AUGGGAGGUUGCUGUUGUUGUUCUUCACGAAGAGCUGUUCUUGAUAAUGGACCUCCCUACUAUUACUAUCCGAGAGCAACAGAAGAGCGUGUUCCUUUAUCUUCCGCUCAAACACUCUCCUCUGGUGUUGUCGUGGUAGACACAAACUUAGAGACUUCAUCUCCCGAUGCUUAUAUACCACCACCACUGCCUACUCCUUUCCAUGUGGCCAUUGGUGUUCCUCAGCCACCAUUUCACCUGGCUUGCAUUCUAGAAUGGAUGGAGAGAAGUGAAACUUGCCCCGUCUGCAACAAGGAAAUGGUGUUCGACUCUCCCCUCGACUAG
This is a messenger RNA of Brassica rapa (field mustard), 324 nucleotides long. RefSeq lists its product as uncharacterized. Lineage: Eukaryota; Viridiplantae; Streptophyta; Magnoliopsida; Brassicales; Brassicaceae. Gene Ontology annotation, molecular function: ubiquitin-protein transferase activity. The record is from RefSeq and is marked provisional. Gene Ontology annotation, cellular component: cytosol.